AUGGGCGGCUGCUUCUCCAAGCCCAAGCCAGUGGAGCUCAAGAUCGAGGUGGUGCUGCCUGAGAAGGAGCGGGGCAAGGAGGAGCUGUCAGCCGGCGGGAAGGGCAGCCCCCGGGCCUACCAGGGCAACGGCACCGCCCGCCACUUCCACACGGAGGAGCGCCUGCCCGCCCCGCACCCCUAUCCCGGGGCUCAGGACUGCGUGGAGGCCGCCGUCUGUCACGUCAAGGACCUGGAGAAUGGCCAGAUGCGGGAAGUGGAGCUGGGCUGGGGGAAGGUGCUGCUGGUGAAGGACAACGGGGAGUUCCACGCCCUGGGCCACAAGUGUCCGCACUACGGCGCCCCCCUGGUGAAAGGCGUGCUGUCCCGGGGCCGGGUGCGCUGCCCCUGGCAUGGCGCCUGCUUCAACAUCAGCACCGGGGACCUGGAGGACUUCCCCGGCCUGGACAGUCUGCACAAGUUCCAGGUGAAGAUUGAGAAGGAGAAGGUGUAUGUCCGGGCCAGCAAGCAGGCCUUGCAGCUGCAGCGAAGGACCAAGAUGAUGGCCAAGUGCAUCUCUCCCAGCGCUGGCCACAGCGGCAGCACCAACGUGCUCAUCGUGGGCGCAGGUGCUGCGGGCUUGGUGUGUGCGGAGACCCUGCGGCAGGAGGGCUUCUCGGACAGGAUCGUCCUGUGCACGCUGGACAGGCACCUCCCCUAUGACCGGCCCAAGCUCAGCAAGUCCCUGGACGCCCAGCCGGAGCAGCUGGCCCUGAGGCCCAAGGAGUUCUUCCGAGCCUAUGGCAUCGAGGUGCUCACGGAGGCGCAGGUGGUCACGGUGGACGUGAGAAACAAGAAGGUCGUGUUCAAGGACGGCUUCAAGCUGGAGUACAGCAAGCUUCUGCUGGCUCCCGGGAGCAGCCCCAAGACCCUGAGCUGCAAAGGCAAAGAGGUGGAGAACGUGUUCACCAUCCGGACGCCGGAGGACGCCAACCGCGUGGUGAGGCUGGCCCGGGGCCGCAACACCGUGGUCGUGGGCGCCGGCUUCCUAGGGAUGGAGGUGGCCGCCUACCUGACGGAGAAGGCCCACUCGGUGUCCGUGGUGGAGCUGGAGGAGACGCCCUUCAGGAGGUUCCUGGGGGAGCGCGUGGGCCGUGCCCUCAUGAAGAUGUUUGAGAACAACCGGGUCAAGUUCUACAUGCAGACGGAGGUGUCGGAGCUGCGGGCCCAGGAGGGAAAGCUGAAGGAGGUCGUGCUGAAGAGCAGCAAGGUGGUGCGGGCGGACGUCUGUGUGGUGGGCAUCGGUGCGGUGCCCUCCACGGGCUUCCUGAGGCAGAGCGGCAUCGGGCUGGAUUCCAGAGGCUUCAUCCCUGUCAACAAGAUGAUGCAGACCAAUGUCCCCGGCGUGUUUGCGGCCGGAGACGCUGUCACCUUCCCCCUGGCCUGGAGGAACAAUCGGAAAGUGAACAUCCCACACUGGCAGAUGGCUCAUGCCCAGGGACGCGUGGCGGCCCAGAACAUGCUGGCGCAGGAGGCGGAGAUCUGCACGGUGCCCUACCUGUGGACAGCCAUGUUCGGCAAGAGCCUGCGCUACGCGGGGUACGGAGAAGGCUUCGACGACGUCAUCAUCCAGGGGGAUCUGGAGGAGCUGAAGUUCGUGGCUUUUUAUACCAAAGGCGACGAGGUGAUCGCCGUGGCCAGCAUGAACUACGACCCUAUUGUGUCCAAGGUGGCUGAGGUGCUGGCCUCGGGCCGUGCCAUCCGGAAGCGGGAAGUGGAGACCGGCGACAUGUCCUGGCUCACAGGGAAAGGAUCCUGA
Messenger RNA from Pipistrellus nathusii (Nathusius's pipistrelle), 1797 nucleotides. The record is from the annotation of a GenBank genome assembly. NCBI's taxonomy places the organism in Eukaryota, Metazoa, Chordata, Mammalia, Chiroptera, Vespertilionidae.